Messenger RNA from Symsagittifera roscoffensis, 1601 nucleotides. RefSeq names its product UDP-N-acetylglucosamine transporter-like. The record is from RefSeq and is a predicted model, not a curated record. The transcript has 6 exons. Gene Ontology annotation, cellular component: Golgi membrane. Gene Ontology annotation, molecular function: pyrimidine nucleotide-sugar transmembrane transporter activity. The coding region runs from base 199 to 1440 and encodes 413 amino acids. Gene Ontology annotation, biological process: pyrimidine nucleotide-sugar transmembrane transport. NCBI's taxonomy places the organism in Eukaryota, Metazoa, Xenacoelomorpha, Acoela, Convolutidae.
UUUAUGCCCGAAAUUUAUUCUUCGUUGAAAUAUCGUCUUUGAAAUUUGUGUUCUAAUCCUCCACAUUCCAAUCAGUAUAAAAUGUAUCUCAUUGUAAAACAGUGUAAAAUAUUUUUACAUUUUAUAGCUUAAAAUGAUGCUUUGAAAUCAUUUUACUCUAUUUUACAACAGUAGCUGGGCUGAAUAUUGAUUUAAAAAAUGAAGACUGAAUCUCUUUCAAAGUUUUGGAAGUUGGCGUUAUUUUGCUCGCUGACAAUUGUUACUACAGCGAACAUAGUCUGUGUGAACUUUUCAAGGAUCGUUUUCCCCGGCGACUCGAGUGCGUCACUGUAUUACCCGUCGACGUCUGUGUUUUGCAAUGAACUGGCGAAGAUUAUUUUGAGCUGUGUGCUUUUACUUUAUGAGGUGAAGAGCUGCAGCAGAUUAAUGAGUGUUCUCAAAACGGAGGUGUUUGAGAAAUGGAGUAGUACCUUAAAAAUGGCAGUACCCGCAAUAGUCUACGUCAUUCAAAACAACCUCAGUUUCUUCGCUUUGGGCAACCUGGACCCAGCCACGUAUCAAGUUACAUAUCAACUCAAGCUACUCACAACAGCACUAGUUAUGCGCCUGCUAUUGGGGAAAAUCCUCACUAGUAAACAGUGGGGAGCUCUUUUUGUGCUUUUAAUUGGAGUUUGUCUGGUUGAAAUUGAGAAGUUAGCGCCUCAGGACAUGACGGCUGUCUCGAGGCAGAUGCUACAAACAGCUUCGGCAAACAAAAAGGACGAUAGUGUUAUUGGAGAGGAGAGGUCAUAUGAUUCACCUGCAGGGUCUUCAGUCAACGUUUUAGCGGGAAUCGCGGCUACAAUUGGAAUGACAUUCUGUUCUGCAUUCGCGGGGGUGUACUUUGAGAAGAUGGUUCGAUCCUCGCCCGCGUCUUCCUCUGGAGGGAAAGGGCUGCAACAGGGUGCAAUCAAGCUGAGUGAAUUGGGAGAGCUGUGGGUGAAGAAUAUCCAGCUGUAUCUGUUCUCCUGUAUCAGUGCUCUAGCUGCGUGUUUAUUACACGAUGGAGAUAAGAUUGCUGAAAAUGGAUUUUUCCACGGGUACAACUCACUGACAGUGGUCGUGGUGCUGAUUGGGUCGGCUGGUGGAACUGCAACUGCACUGAUGCUCAAGUACCUUGACAACAUCUACAAGAACUUCGCUUCCUCAAUGUCCCUAGUGCUCGCAUCAUUCUGCUCCUUCUGUCUCACUGGGCAGCUCUACGGUCCCAAAUUUUUCCUAGGAUCCUUCUUGGUAUGUUUGUCUCUCUUCAUUUACCAAUCUACUCAGAAAACACUGACCAAUAAGACAACUGUGGGAUCCAAUUCUGCAAACAGGCAACGAAACUUGCCCCUGCCUAUGUACAUGCCAAAAGAAGUCAUUUCGAAAGUGAUGGAGCAAAAUGAUGUUUCAAAAGCGUGAUAUUUAUGAUUAUGACACUCGUUUUGUUGAUUGUGAGAAGUUUUUAAAAAUUGCAUAUUGUAUUCUCAAAUCUCUAAACCGAGUCAAGUUCGUUUGCUCAGCCAGCAACCAUCUCAUCAAAAUUUUGAGGCAUGUGGCUGUUAUAACCCGUACGCUGUGAC